This is a messenger RNA of Anoplopoma fimbria (sablefish), 2598 nucleotides long. RefSeq names its product phospholipid phosphatase-related protein type 3-like. The transcript is spliced from 9 exons. Bases 1 to 2598 code for a protein of 865 amino acids. The record is from RefSeq and is a predicted model, not a curated record. Gene Ontology annotation, biological process: phospholipid metabolic process; phospholipid dephosphorylation; signal transduction. Lineage: Eukaryota; Metazoa; Chordata; Actinopteri; Perciformes; Anoplopomatidae. Gene Ontology annotation, molecular function: phosphatidate phosphatase activity.
AUGACGUCCCCCAAAAACAAAGCCAAGAAGAAACAACCCAAAGACAGCAUGACGCUGCUGCCAUGCUUUUAUUUUGUAGAGCUCCCGAUCGUCCUGUCCUCCUUGGUGUCCCUGUACUUCCUGGAACUAACAGAUGUGUUGUCCCCGGCGAUGGUGGGCUUCCGUUGCCACGACCGUGACCUCUCCAUGCCCUACAUGGAGACGGGUGAUGAGCUCAUCCCUCUGCUGAUGCUUCUGAGUUUGGCCUUCGCUGGUCCUGCAGCGUCCAUUAUGAUGGGGGAGGGCCUGACGUACUGCUUGCAGUCUAAACUGAAGACGUGUCCCAAGUCGGAGAGCAGCAUCAACGCUGGAGGCUGCAGCUUCAACUCCUUCCUACGCAGAACCGUGCGCUUCGUCGGUGUUCAUGUGUUCGGUCUCCUGGCAACAGCCCUGGUGACAGAUGUCAUCCAGUUAGCGACUGGUUACCACGCCCCUUUCUUCCUCACCGUCUGCCAGCCCAAUUACACGGCUCCGGGAGUGUCAUGUGACAACAAUGCCUACAUCACACGGGACAUUUGUAUGGGGAAAGACCAAUAUGCCAUCAUGUCAGCAAGGAAAACAUUUCCAUCCCAGCAUGCAACACUCUCUGGCUUCGCUGCUGUCUAUAUCUCCAUGUAUUUCAACGCCAGCAUCAGCAGCACCACCAAGCUGCUGAAGCCGUUGCUGGUGUUUGGUUUCUGCAUGGCGGCGGGCCUCGCCGGGCUGACGCAGAUAACUCAGCACCGCAGUCACGCGAUAGACGUCUACGUGGGAUAUGUCAUAGGAGCCGGCAUCGGAGUCUACCUGGUUGUGUUUGCGGUGGGAAACUUCAAAGCAUCAGACGAAGAUGCUCCCUCUUUACAGAGACUGGCCCCGGCUCAGCAGAAGGACGGCCUUAGGGUGCUGAGCCAGCGGAGCCACGACUCCCUGUACAGGAAGACUCCCAGGGUGUCCGAGAGCAGGGAGGAGCUGGGGGCCGGUCUGGGGUCUGGGGCCCGCAGUAAGGUGAGGAGGGAGAAGGCAUCCCUGGCCUCCCUCAAACGAGCAAGUGCUGAUGUGGAGCUCCUGGCAACCCGGGGUCCCAUGGGCAAGGAAACCAUGGUGACCUUCAGCAACACCUUGCCCCGAGUCGCAAACGGCAACAGUCCCAUUUCCCCCUCGGAUGAGCUGCCUACCACCCAGCGUCACAUGACCUUCCAUGUGCCCUUUGACCCCCAGAGGUCUCGACAGAUGGUGACAGAGUGGAGGCAGCGCUCGCUUGAGCUCCGCAGCCAGAGCUCACGAGAUGAGGAUGAGGGGGUGGACGGGAGGGAUGGAGGAGAUGAAGGAGGAGCAGCAGCGGGUGAUGGAGACCAGGAGAUGCCUUCCUCUCUUUAUCCCACAGUGCAAGCCAACAAGGGCACCGCCACACCGACCGGAGCCAGGAUGGUGGUGGCACCCCCGCUCGUUCACAUCCCCGAGGAGGCCUCUCGGCCGCCGCCUGUAUCCCCAAAGAGCGCCAAGACCCGCGCCAAGUGGCUGUCACUCACCGAGGGAGGAGGAGGGAAAGAGCCAGGACCGGGGCCGAUCGCGGUCUCCACCCCCCGCGUCCCCAACACGCAGCCCAACCAGCCGCCCGGCCAGCAACGAGUCACUCAGGUGAUAGCCAUGUCUAAGCAGCAGGGUCAUGGAGUCACUUCGUCCACUAAGACGUCAGAAGGCGGCUCCUCCUCCGGGGGCGGGUCCAACUGCUCCGAGUCGCCCUAUUACCGGAUCCCGUCCGAUCGGGACAGCUGCACCGGGAGCAACCCGGGGAGCAUCGCCGGCAGCGGGAGCAUCGUCACCAUCGACGCUCACGCCCCCCACCACCCGGUGGUGCGUGUGUCGGCCACCAACGGCAAGCCGUGGGAGUGGAGGAACACCAUCAGCGGUAACAUGAUGGCCGCCGACACUGCGGGGGACAAACACCGGGUAUCGCUGCAGAGACAGGACAAUGUCAGUCACUACCGGGAUUACCGGACGCUGCCCGUGAAAACGGACUCGCUCUGCUCCUCCUCGGCCAGCGGCAGCGCCGAAGGAGGGCCGGAGUUGCCUCCCCCGCCUCUCCCCACCUCCUCCUCCCCUCUGCCUCACCCUCCUCACCUGUUGUCAUCCCCUCUGCCUCCGCCGCCUCCUCACUCGUCCUCUUCCCCCUUGCCUCCCCCACCUCACCCAAGCUCCUCUCCGAUGCUUCCCCCUCUCCCUCACCCUGCCUCCUCUCACAUGCCUCCCCCUCCUCACCUGUCCUCUCAUAUGUCCCCACCACCCCUUCCGCCGUCCUCUCAUAUGCCCCCACCCCCCUCACCCAUCCUCCCUUCAAAUGCCCCCACCUCCACACCCUUCCUCCUGUCAAAUGCCGCCUCCGCCACAUCCAUCCUCUUCCCCUUUGCCACCGCCACCUCACCCCGCAUCCUCCAUGCCUCCGCCUCCUCACCCGUCCUGCUCCGGCAUGCUUCCCCCUCCUCCCCAUCCCGACUUACUGAUGGACGGCCACAGCCAGGCGCUGUCCCGCUCCUCCACCCUGCCCCGUCGGCCCUCUGUCUCCGCCCGCAGCCAUGCUGA